AAUUCAAUUUUAAUCUUUAGUUCUUGAAUUUUCUCGGAUUUCUUGUUCCCAAUUCUCCAGAUUGUCGUAUUACUUGGUUGAAUUUAUGGGGUUCUUCCCCCUCCUGCAAGAUCUUCGAUUGUUCAUUCCAUCUUCCCGCGCCCUUGUGCGAAUUUGUUCACUGAAUCGAGGGCUUUGCUGAAUUGCGAUUAGCUUAUGCGUGUUGAAUCGUUGAAUUCCCACCUUCUCCAUCAACCACCUACGAUACGAAUGAUGAAACGUCCGUUUUUAACUCUUACAAUGGCGAAGAUGAGAUGGCCGUUGAUGAUCUUAGCACUGGUUUCCAUUUCCACCGCAAUGGUUUUCUUCAUGAGGACUACGUUCGAUUCUUGUAGCGGCAAUGUGAAUAGACGAUUUGUGGAAGAAAAUGGUAUCGAUUCACAGAUUCGCUCCUCCCAGAUUGAGAGAAAAGAUCCGAAUCCGAAUCCGAAUCCUCUUGAUUUCAUGAAAUCGAAGCUUGUCCUCUUGGUCUCUCAUGAGCUCUCCCUUUCUGGUGGGCCUCUACUACUCAUGGAGCUUGCAUUUUUGUUGAGAGGCGUCGGUACUGAAGUUGUUUGGAUCACCAAUCAAAAGCCAUCGGAGCCCGAUGAAGUAGCAUACAGUUUGGAGCGCAAGAUGUUAGAUCGAGGAGUGCAGGUAUUAUCUGCUAAGGGACAAGAAGCUGUUGAAACUGCUCUAAAAGCUGAUUUGGUUGUUCUAAAUACCGCUGUUGCUGGGAAAUGGUUGGAUGCAGUCCUCAAGGAGAAUGUUCCUCGUGUUCUUCCCAAGGUUCUGUGGUGGAUUCAUGAGAUGCGAGGGAACUAUUUCAAGGUUGAGUAUGUGAAGCACCUUCCUUUUGUUGCAGGUGCCAUGAUUGAUUCACAUACAACUGCAGAAUACUGGAAAAACAGAACACGAGAACGAUUAGGGAUAAAAAUGCCUGAAACUUAUGUCGUGCAUCUUGGAAAUAGUAAAGACCUUAUGGAAGUGGCUGAAAAUAAUGUGGCCAAGAGGGUUCUUCGAGAGCAUAUUCGUGAGUCCCUUGGAGUUCGGAAUGAAGAUAUAUUGUUUGCAAUUAUAAACAGCGUUUCACGUGGGAAAGGUCAGGAUUUAUUUCUCCGAGCCUUUCAUCAGAGUCUGCAAAUGAUCCAAGAUAAAAAGCUGCAGGUACCUAGGAUACAUGCAGUGGUAGUUGGCAGUGACAUGAGUGCUCAAACAAAGUUUGAAACAGAACUGCGCAACUUUGUAAAUGAGAACAAAAUUCAGGAUCGUGUUCAUUUUGUCAACAAAACCCUGUCUGUGACUCCUUAUCUAGCUUCCAUUGACGUUCUUGUUCAAAACUCUCAGGGUAGAGGAGAAUGCUUUGGAAGGAUAACAAUUGAAGCAAUGGCGUUUCAGCUGCCCGUGCUGGGCACGGCUGCUGGAGGAACAAUGGAGAUCGUAGUGAACGGGACGACAGGUUUGCUGCAUCCUGCAGGCAAAGAAGGCGUAACUCCACUGGCACAGAACAUCGUGAAGUUAGCGACGGACGUCGAGAGAAGGCUGACCAUCGGAAAGAAAGGAUACGAGAGGGUGAGGCAAAUGUUUCUGGAACAGCACAUGAGCCAAAGAAUUGCUGUUGUUUUGAAGGGAGUUCUGCAGAAAGCAAAGAGCCACAUUAGCCAUUAGCUUUCAGCAGAAUAAUCAUCACCCUGUUGCCCAAAAAA
Molecule: messenger RNA, 1724 nt
Organism: Cucurbita moschata (crookneck pumpkin)
Lineage: Eukaryota; Viridiplantae; Streptophyta; Magnoliopsida; Cucurbitales; Cucurbitaceae
Product: lipopolysaccharide core biosynthesis mannosyltransferase LpsB-like
Exons: 7
Coding region: 196-1686 (496 amino acids)
Molecular function (GO): glycosyltransferase activity
Source: RefSeq, a predicted model, not a curated record